AUGGUAUCAAAGGCUCCCCCCAGCGUAACUUUACCGCCAGAGUAUUACAAUCCAAUUCAGCUACACGCCCUGCAGCUAGAUGCUCAGGGCUGUCCACUUGAUCCAAUUUUAAUAACGGGUACUCGUUAUUCCGCAGAUCUUCAAAGAGCAUAUGCUGAAUCUCAAGUUUUUAAAUUUGCUGAUCGGCCAGGAAUUUGGUUCUUUUGCCAAAUACAGAUGUGCAUGAAAAAAGACGGAAUGUGUGAUGGAAUUACUCCACCAAACUGUAAUGGAGUUACUAAAUCGGAUAGAGUGUCUUCUAGGAAUGGGGAUAAAUAUUCGAGAAGAGGAGCUAAUACAUCAAAGAGCAAUUCUGGAACAGAUUAUGAACCUUUAGAAGUUAACCAAUCACCACCUGGUCAGGAAGAGAACGAGGACUACGAAAGUAGUAAACCUGAAUUUACAACAACUUCAUUAAGAGUUCCAAUAGCUAAAAGGCCAACAACUACCCAAGAAAAGUUUGAUUUUUUUCUAAAUAAAUCAAAUUUAAAUAUAAUUUUAUUAAUUUCAAGCCAAUCUAGCGACUUUGCUUCCCCUCCCAGUCAUCCAAACGGUGCGGAGGCACCUAGCAGUGAACCAGAAGCAAUACAAGUAUUCAAUCCUGGAUAUAGCCCCAAUACAAAUUAUGGAAUUGGCAGAGAUCCUCCAGUAGGAUUAUCCAAAACAAUUACAAUUAACAACAACAAUCCUUAUUUACCCCCACAACCAGCUUUGCGUUCAAGUAGCCAUAAACACCGUGAAGUAGUUAGCGCUGAAUUUGAAACAGAAGAAAAUAUUCCUAGGAGAAAACAGCCAACAAAAAUUGAAGAAGAAAAUAUUAUUACUUCUUCUAAUUUACCAACACUUAUUUCUACUACAAGUACAACAACAACAGCAACCACUACUUAUAAUUUACCUAGACCUAAUAAUUUUGUUAAUAUGGAGACUAAGAAAGGUUUGAUCUAUUUCUCAAAUUACAGUAAGAAUAAAUUAUUGAGUUUUGAGAUAGGGCAAGAAUAA
This is a messenger RNA of Meloidogyne enterolobii, 1038 nucleotides long. The record is from the annotation of a GenBank genome assembly. Lineage: Eukaryota; Metazoa; Nematoda; Chromadorea; Rhabditida; Meloidogynidae.